UCUACGAAACUGACAAUAUGGCGACCUUUCGCUUGGUUUACAAAAAUCAAAUUCAGCACGUGUGUAAAGGUGCCAAACUACAAUCGUGAAAAUAUGGGUGAUAAUAGACAGGAGCAGACUUACGAUGGCCCCGCCGGAAUGAAUCCAGACGGAGUCAUCGAGUCCAACUGGAACGAGACCGUCGACAACUUUGACGACAUGGGUCUGAAGGAGCAGCUGCUUCGCGGCAUCUAUGCCUAUGGUUUCGAGAAGCCGUCUGCUAUCCAACAACGCGCUAUUAUGCCGUGCAUCAAGGGUCACGAUGUCAUUGCCCAGGCCCAGUCUGGAACUGGUAAAACUGCAACGUUUUCCAUCGCGAUCUUGCAGCAGAUCGACACCAGCAUUCCAGAAUGCCAAGCGCUGAUUCUGGCUCCAACCCGAGAGUUGGCCACCCAGAUCCAGAAGGUAGUGAUCGCCCUUGGUGAUUACCUGAACGCCCAAUGCCAUGCUUGCAUUGGAGGUACGAAUGUCCGCGAUGACAUGCGUAAACUGGAGAUGGGUUGCCACAUCGUGGUCGGAACCCCGGGACGUGUGCAUGAUAUGAUCAAUCGCAGCUUCCUGCGAACCACCCACAUCAAGCUGUUCGUCCUGGACGAAGCUGAUGAAAUGUUGUCCCGUGGUUUCAAGGACCAGAUUCAGGACGUUUUCCGUAUGUUGCCCAACGAUGUACAGGUCAUUCUUCUGUCUGCUACCAUGCCAGCUGAAGUGUUGGAAGUCUCCACCCACUUCAUGCGCGAUCCGAUCAAGAUUCUGGUCAAGAAAGAGGAAUUGACACUGGAAGGUAUUAAACAGUUCUACAUCGACGUAAAACAGGAAGGCUGGAAACUUGGUACACUGUGCGAUCUGUACGACACGCUCUCAAUCACUCAGGCCGUCAUUUUCUGCAACACCCGUCGCAAGGUCGACCAGCUGACUGCCGAUAUGGCCGCUGAGAGUUUCACCGUAUCUUCCAUGCACGGUGACAUGGACCAGCGUGAUCGUGACUUGAUUAUGAAGCAGUUUCGUACUGGAUCGUCCCGUGUCCUCAUCACCACGGAUCUUCUCGCUCGUGGUAUUGACGUGCAGCAGGUUUCCCUAGUUAUUAAUUAUGAUCUACCAACGUUACGAGAAAAUUACAUCCACAGAAUCGGUCGAGGUGGACGUUUCGGUCGUAAGGGAGUUGCUAUUAACUUCGUUACUGAAGCUGACAAGAGAGUGCUGACAGACAUUGAGAAACAUUAUAACACCACCAUCGAGGAGAUGCCAGCAAACUUGGCUGAUAUGCUGUAAUUCCUACUCUCCCAGCAACACACAACAAAAAGAGCAGCCGUAAUUAAAAAAAAACAUCAGCAACGUCAACUU
This is a messenger RNA of Ochlerotatus camptorhynchus, 1380 nucleotides long. RefSeq names its product eukaryotic translation initiation factor 4A (gene eIF4A). Lineage: Eukaryota; Metazoa; Arthropoda; Insecta; Diptera; Culicidae. The transcript is spliced from 4 exons. The coding region runs from base 94 to 1308 and encodes 404 amino acids. The record is from RefSeq and is a predicted model, not a curated record. Gene Ontology annotation, molecular function: RNA binding; RNA helicase activity; ATP binding.